Messenger RNA from Chelmon rostratus (copperband butterflyfish), 3956 nucleotides. Its product is annotated as TBC1 domain family member 10A-like. The record is from RefSeq and is a predicted model, not a curated record. NCBI's taxonomy places the organism in Eukaryota, Metazoa, Chordata, Actinopteri, Chaetodontiformes, Chaetodontidae. The transcript is spliced from 9 exons. The coding region runs from base 410 to 1837 and encodes 475 amino acids.
GAUACUGACUAAAAUAGGUGCGUGUCAGCUGACAGCUGUGUGAUGCUAGCACGUUAGCUUUGGAGUUAGCAAGCAGAUACUGCACUAAUUUAUCGUUUGCUCUUUAAUAGUUUGACCAGUUGUGGCAUUUUUUCCUUGACACGAACUUUGAGUAUGCGACCGACGGGAAGAGGCUUAUCAUGACACAAACUGUCAAACGUCUUUUUUAUAGAAUUAGCGAGCUAGCAGCUAGGAAGCUAAUCUUCCUUGCAACCGUAGGUAAUUUAGCUGUGACAGAAGGUUAGCUAGCCAGCGGGCGUUUUCAUGGAGAGCUUUAAAGUGCUAGCUAAGCUUUCAAGGUUGGUCGUAAGAGUAAGUUAUGUGAACAGACUGUAGACCAGCGGCUUCUGCUAAGGUAAAUGUUGAUUAAAUGGCAAAAACUGAGCAUGGCAUUGGGUUUGACUUGCGGGCCAGCACAGAGAAGCUGACAGAUAAGGUGAAAGGCAGCUCAUAUGGAUCCGACCCGGAGUUAAACGGGAAUGCAAUCCCGGGGGAGAAACAGGUGGACAAGUACGGAUUCACAGGAGGACCCCAGCAGCACGUCGGAGACUCCGCUGAAGUAAUUCCCAUUGAGGUGCUGAGGCAGCGGGAGGCAAAAUGGCUGGAGAUGCUCAACAGCUGGGACAAGUGGAUGGCCAAAAAACACAAGAAGGUGAAAGAGCGCUGUCAGAAGGGGAUCCCUCCAUCCCUGCGUGGCCGGGCUUGGCUCUACCUCACUGGGGGCAAAGUGAGAAGGGAACAAAACCGGGCCAAAUUCCAGGAACUUGACAGUCAGCAAGGAGAUCCUAAAUGGGUAGAUAUUAUUGAGAGGGACCUCCAUCGACAGUUCCCCUUCCAUGAAAUGUUUGCGGCAAGAGGAGGCCACGGGCAGCAGGACCUGUUCCGCGUGUUGAAGGCUUAUACUCUGCAUCGUCCUGAAGAGGGUUAUUGUCAGGCUCAGGCUCCCAUCGCUGCUGUGCUCCUGAUGCAUAUGCCAGCAGAGGAUGCAUUCUGGGUUCUCGUCCAGAUUUGUGAGAAAUACCUCCCUGGAUACUACAGUACAGGCCUGGAGGCGAUCCAGCUGGACGGGGAGAUCCUUUACGCUCUGCUGCGGCGGGUGUCUCCUGUGGCCCACCGUCACCUGAAGAAGCACAAGCUGGAGCCCAUCUUGUACAUGACCGAGUGGUUCAUGUGUGCCUUCUCUCGGACUCUGCCAUGGGCCUCAGUGCUGCGUGUCUGGGACAUGUUCCUUUGUGAGGGAGUAAAGAUCCUCUUCAGAGUGGGCCUUGUUCUCCUGAAGUGCAUGCUGGGAUCCCAAGAGAAAGUGAAGGCCUGUAAUGGUCUCUAUGAAACAAUGGAGCUGCUUCGAGCUAUACAGCCACAGUACAUGCAAGAAGGCUUCCUGGUGCACGAGAUUAUUGAGUUACUGGUGACUGAGAAAGACAUUGAGAAGGAGCACCAUGCUCAGCUGCGGCGCUGGAAGGAGACUCAUGGAGAGCUACAUUGCAAGUCACCUCCCAGGUUGCACGGUGCCAAGGCCAUCAUGGCUGCCGAGCCGCCCAGCCGUCAGGACCUGAGACAGAGGCCCACCAUCAUUGUGGAGUCUCCUCUGGCACCCAAGACAGACGGAGUGAGAGCGGAGGAUGCCAAGGAAAGUAGAAAGACUAAAGAGGAAAAACAGGAGAAAACAAUCCUACCGCCGCAGGAGACCAUUAAUCCUUACCUUCCAUCCAGUGACCCCUCACCUCUCCUCAAACACAUGACCGUGCAAGGGUCUAAAGAGAGUCUGAGCAGUGCAGAGCAUGACACUUACCUGUAGAAGGGUGUCACCAGUUUACACACAUAAAUCAUUCCAUACUACUUUUACUAACUCACUCAUCACAGUUUUCGGCCUCACAUGACAAACAUGACAUUUGUAUACAAUCGCUGUGAUGCUCAAUACAUUUUCAGUGUCAUUCCAUUUGUCCAGGUUGUUUACUAAACUUUUAACUAAUUAGCACAGUCAUGGAAAUUUAGCAUAAAAGUAUAGUACAUUUUAAUGGAACUCAGAAAUGUGUAAUUUCCAGGGAGCAACAGCAGAUGGCAACAAUGUGCCCCCUGCACACUUCUCCGUGAGCCUGUGGGAGUAUGGAGCCGUUAGCUUCGUAUGACUGAACAUGUGGGGAUAUACACUCACUAACUCACUGUUAACAGCUACUGCUGCUAUUUACCUCUGAAAAGCAGUGCUCUGAUUCUUUGUUUAGUUAAAAAUAGAAGCCUGAUUUUGUCUUAAUGGAUGAGGUGUCUUCUCGAGCACUUUGCCUUCAUAGUCUUCCUCCUUGCCUGCAUUCGUCACUGUGUUGCCAACGCAGAGAUUCGUAGUUAUCCUGCUUGCUAGACAAAGUCAUUCACACUAAUUUACUGAAACACCGUCUGUCAGCGUCUCUGUUUAGCUGUUUAGCAUGGUCUCGUGAACAGUGACGAGUUUGUCUUUGCUGUUGAUGAACACUUGAUGGCGUCCUGAGAUUAUCCCUCAGCCUCAGCAGUGACCAGCAGAAGUCUUGUGAGAUUAUAAACUGACACAAGAUGUGUGAGUCUCAAAUGAAGGAAAAAGUGUGCAGGGAAAUGUAUUGCCACUAAGCCAAAGAUUUUUAAUACAUGUUUUUAAGAUAUAUGUUGUUCAAGCAGUUUAUUCAAUCAUAUUGUGAUACAGUAUUUGAUUGUUGUCAGUUUGGGAGAGCAUUAGUGCAUUAUUUAUGUUGUGAAUGAGAUAUGGUAAGAUCCUAUUUGAAGAACGCUAAUACAAAGCUGUUUUUUAUUUUUACAAUCAUCCUUAAAGUUCUGUAGGUCCUUUUGACCAAUUGGUGUCUAAUUUUACUAUAAAAGAAAAAGACAACAUUGGGAGAUUUUUCUUUUUGUUAUCUGCAACCAUACAAUCAGAAUAAGUAAGUUUUCCCCCAUUUCAUUUUCCAUCUCAAACCAGUAAAUCCCUCUGAAACGCGCUGAAGCACCUGGUGUUGUCUCUGUUGACAAUACAGCUUUCAAUUAUCUUUUUAAAAAAUGAAGCAAUACAAAAAGAGCAGUUCUUUUCUAAUGGCAAAAUAAUUUAAACACUAGGUCUCUGUUAUGUGUUAAUUCACGACAUGACAAAAAAAAAAAAAAAACAUUUGAGCAACAAAAGAUAUUAACCAUAAACCUUUGAUAAUGACCGAACAGUAUGUGUCUGAGAUGUUUCAAUGAAGAAAUUGCCUGAAAAACUCUUAAUCACUCCACACUCCAGGUCCAGGAAACUCCUUUAUAAGGGGCUGCAUGUUUGACUGUACAUCAGAUUAUUUGCUGUUGAGGUCUUUAUAGUGGAAUAUGGUUGUGGGUUUGUGUUGAGUUAACACACUCUGGAGAUUUGUUUUUAAGUAUAUGAUACAGGUUUUUUUCUGUUUAUUGGGAAGCACUGUUUACCUGCCAUGUCCUCUGAAGCUGUUAAUAGUAAGAUUCUCAACAAUUUCUGUAGCAAGAACACAGAUCACAUUUAACCAACAUGCAGUUCAUCGGUUGAGUCUCUACCUGGUGCUUUAUCCUGUCAUGUAGGUGUUGCCACGAAGCCUCAUCCAGGGAUUCAAAUGAAUAGAUUCGGUCAUUCUGAAGGAUACGGGAUAUACAGGAUGUGGUUAUCCAUCUCAAACUUUUAAGUUGAUUUUUAUAAAAGGGUUUACUUUAAAUAUCCAUGCAAAAAAUAUAAACUGCACUCCAGUAGGAUGGUGAGAUGCUCCUUAUUACUAAUCAUUGCCACUAUUAUGAUUAAAGAGAACAUUGAUUAAGCCUGGUUGUAAAUCUGCAACUGGCUGUUUUCAUCAGUAUAUAUUUCUGAUCUGUGUGCUGAUUUGAUUUGAAAUCAACUUGUCUCAUGUCUACAAGCUGUUUUAUACCAAAUUACACUGAAAUCAAUAAACUCUGAAACCUUU